AUGUCCAACAUCCUCACAGUCUUCGGCGCCACCGGCGUCCAAGGUGGCUCGGUGAUCCGUGCCGUCCUCGCAGAUCCGGUCUUGUCCAAGACCUUCAAAAUCCGAGCCGUCACCCGGGACGCAUCCAAGCCCUCAGCACAGGCCCUUGCCCAGCAGCAUGAGGGGAUCGAGGUCGUAUCAGCCGACAUGGACUCGCCUGCCUCCCUAGCCGCGGCGCUCAAGGACAGCCACACGGUCUUCCUCGUCACGCUGCCGGACAUGGUGACUGGCGCGCCUGCCGGCACCGAGACACGGCACGGCAAGAACGUCGCCGACGCCGCCAAGGCCGCCGGCGUGCAGCACCUGGUCUUCUCAUCGCUCAUCAACGUCACCGAGGCCUCCGGAGGAAAACUCCCCCACGUCGCCCACUUCGACAGCAAGGCCCAUGUUGAGAAGUACAUCCGUGAGCAAGGCAUCCCGGCCACCUUCAUCCAACCGGGCUACUACAUGACCAACUUCACCAACCUGGGCCUGCUCCGCAAGGGCGAGGACGGGUCUUACACGCUUGCCGGACCGACCAGUCCCACCAAAGCACAGCUGCCGCUUUUCUUUGCCGAUGAGGAUAUGGGAAAAUACUUUGUAGCCAUCGCACGCAAUCCCUCCGUCACCCUCAACAAGGCUAUCCCCGCCGCGGCCGACUACUACACCCCGGCCCGAAUCAUGGACGAGUUUACACAGGUGACAGGUCGCAAGGGCCAGUAUGUGCAGCUCGACCACGCCGUCUACAAGAGCUUCCUGCCGCCGCCUAUCGCCCAGGAGAUUCUUGAGAAUGAAAUGCUGUGCGAGGAACCAGGCUUCUUUGCCGGCGGUUCGCUGGUUGACGGCCGGGAGCUGCUGGCUGGGGUUGGGCUGAAGGUGACUAGCUGGAAGGAGUUUUUGGAGGGGAGGAAGGGGCUUUUUGAAUAA
Molecule: messenger RNA, 945 nt
Organism: Canariomyces notabilis
Lineage: Eukaryota; Fungi; Ascomycota; Sordariomycetes; Sordariales; Chaetomiaceae
Product: NAD(P)-binding protein
Exons: 2
Coding region: 1-945 (314 amino acids)
Cellular component (GO): nucleus
Source: RefSeq, a predicted model, not a curated record